GCGGAACGCAACAGUUAAAGUGCAUGCGAAGCAGGCUCGUGAAAGCACAGGAAACGUUUGCUUUCAUCAUCAUCAUCAUCAUCAUCCAUGGACCAAAUACAGUCUGGGAGCAGUCUGCUCAGAUAUCUGGAUGGAGAAUUCUGGGAGAUUAAAGAUGCGCUGCGGGAAGAGAUUCCCAAGUGUGAGCUCUUUCAGUCCAGCAGUUAUGAACUGACCCUGGAUCAGAACAGAGACCUGACUGCAGACAGGUUUCAUCAUAUCCUCAGACUGCCACUAAUGAAACGACAUCUUAAAGAUCAAGUGAAGGAGAAACAGAAAGGUUUCACAGCCAAGAGUUUGAGUAUAACAGAGCUCAUCUGCUCAGCGGACAUGGCUACAGGAGUCAAGGUCGGUGUUGUGUGUGCAUUGUACGGAGGUGCUGUUAGCAAUCUAGGAAGUUCAGAGCAGAAGGAAAAAUGGUAUCUCCCGGUUUCAGAGUUAGAAUUCACAGGCAUGUUCGCCAUGACCGAGAGGGGUCACGGUAGCAACGUACGGGGAAUUCUUACUGAAGCCCGAUACAAUCAAUCCACACAGGAGUUCAUAAUCCACACGCCCUCUAAAGACGCUCAGAAAAUGUACAUUGGAAACGCGAUGAAAGGAAACGUCGCUGCUGUAUUCGCUCAGCUCAUUAUAAACGGAGAGUUGCACGGCCCUCACUGUUUCAUCGUACCCAUCCGUGAUCAGAAUGGAGUCAUGUGGCCGGGAGUGAGUGUGAUUGACAUGAUGCACAAGGAAGGACUGCAUGGGGUUGACAAUGGCAUUCUGAUAUUUGAGCAUGUACGGAUACCCCGGGAAUAUCUGCUAAGCAAGUUUGGUUUUGUCGCCGCUGAUGGUCGGUACUCAUCGCCAAUCCCCAGUAAACAGAGCCGCUUUAAUGCUAUGCUGGCAGCACUGACGCCCACCCGUCUCUGUCUUACUGUACAGGCCAUGGCCGCCAUGAAGCUGGGGCUCAUCAUAGCCGUACGCUACAGUCACAGUCGCAGGCAGUUCGGUCCAAAGGACCAGGAUGAGGUGAAGAUCAUCGAGCAUCAGACGCAGAAUCUAAGAUUGAUGCCGCACCUGGCUGCUGCCCUCGCGCUCACCUUCACCACCAGGUAUGCCGCUGAUCUGAUGGAUGAUGCACUGUAUCAUGGGCGAGAUCUUCAAAGCAAUCGUUCUCUACAGGCGCUGGUCGCAGGACUCAAAGCGUACAGCACGUGGCAGAACCUCGCGUGUCUGCAAGACUGCCGUGAGUGUACUGGCGGCAUGGGUUUCAUGAUGGAAAACCGAAUCCCGUCUCUAAAGUGCGAUUCAGACGUCUUUGUCACAUUUGAAGGGGACAACAUGGUCAUGCUGCAGGUCGUGGUACGAGAGCUCUUGACUCAAUACACCAAACAGAUGGGAAACAACUUGGUGAUGGGAUUGUUAAGAAACUGGAGCAGCUCAGCCUCAGACAGCCUCAGAACCAGCUUUCUCAGCUUCAGCGUGGACAAAGUAGGAGACCUAACGUUCCUCCUGAAGGCGGUGAGGUACAGAGAAAGGGUGUUGCAACGUAGCCUAGCAAGUCGACUACACAGUAAGCAGGUGGAGAAAAACAAAGAAGAGUUUUUCAUGGCUUGGAACUCUUGUCUGCAUCAUGUGACCACUUUGGCUACGGCGCACAUACAUAGAGUGACCUUGGAGCAGUUCGCCCUGGCUGUUCAAGAAUGUCCCGAUGGAGACGACCGUGCCCUGCUCGAUAAGUUUUGUCUUCUUCACGGCACUAGUUUGGUGUACCAGGAGAGAGCGUGGUACCUGGAGCACAACUACCUGACCGCCAACGCCAGCAGACAGAUCCGCAGUCAGCUUUUGGAGCUGUGCAGGUCAGUAAAAGAUGAUGCAUUGAAGGUGGUCGCUGAUUUCAACAUCCCACCCUGCUGCAUACAGGCCCCUAUCGCAGGGGUCGCCAACCCCAGGGCAGAAUGGGCCUUCUACGCACAGCCGCAGUACCCUGGCGGCACCCAACCUCAGUCUAAGCUCUGAGCCGGUGUGUCAUCGCUGCCGCUGACUCUCGUCUUACUGGAACAUGAAGAAACAAUUGAGUGAUUUCAGGUAGCUGCUGGCCUUAGCGGGUCAGAAUUAAUUGGAGGUCAGGAUAGAAAAUAGUCAUUCUUAUUUCCCUGAUGUUACGUGAUGAAUUAUCACGCUUUGUGCCAAGAGGAACAGUACUAACAUGCUGGUAAUGGAGAAAAUUACAUUUUGUGUAUGAGAAAGGGAAUGUGAAUCAAGAACUUUAUAUAUUUGCCUUCAUUCGUGAUUAAUGUAUGUUUCUAAAAUGUAUUGUAAAUGAAGAAUGGGAUGCAGUGAUUUCACUCCCCAAACCUGAAUGAAAACUAUCCAAUGCACUGAAGUCCCAAAUGACAUGUUCAAUGUAUUUCGUAUGGACCAAGAUAUUAAUAUUAACAAGAUGCGUCACUGCCAUUGCCGCCCAAGCGAAGCUUUGCGCAUGCGUAUUAUCUGAAGCGACAUGAAAAAGAAUGUUUUUAAGCGCAAUUUGAUAAUAGGAAACAAACGUUAUGUGCCACUUAAUUGGGAUUUUAACAGGGGAUUGUAGAAAAAUCAGUAUUCCCAUUCACGUCUUGUUUGAAUUACGUAAUAAUUUACCGUAAAUGUCCGGAGGCGCGUUGCAAAGAUGGCCGCCGAGUGCCACGACUUCCCUUAACGACCUUUGGUAUGGACCAAAUGUAUAAUCUUAUUCAUUGUGUAUUUACGUAUGACCUAUUUAAGAAUUUCAUUUUUGAUUUAACUUGAAUAAUGCAAUCAUAAAAAAAGGAA
Molecule: messenger RNA, 2832 nt
Organism: Triplophysa rosa
Lineage: Eukaryota; Metazoa; Chordata; Actinopteri; Cypriniformes; Nemacheilidae
Gene: acoxl
Product: acyl-CoA oxidase-like
Exons: 19
Coding region: 88-2040 (650 amino acids)
Biological process (GO): lipid homeostasis; fatty acid beta-oxidation using acyl-CoA oxidase
Cellular component (GO): peroxisome
Molecular function (GO): acyl-CoA oxidase activity; FAD binding; fatty acid binding
Source: RefSeq, a predicted model, not a curated record